GGAGGCGGAAAGGGGUGGAUACUGCCUUCAUGCCGCCCAGUGCAGUGCAGUGAAAUUUUCACACAAAGACGGGAAGGAGCUGCCGAAGAAUUCGCAAAAGUGUGCAUCAUUUACCGUCGCGGGGAAAGCGUGAAAAUGAAGUGAAAGAAAAUCGCACCAAUGUUUCAAUGCUCCCUGGUGGUUGAAGAGCGUGCAGCAUAGUGUAUCGUCUGUGUGUCCGUGUGUGAGUGUGUAUGUGUGUGUGUGUUUGUGUGAAAUAGUGCGGUAAAGUGAAGGAUUGGCGACUUCCACCCAUCGUAUGUUGUGCACGUGCUAUGCGAAGUGAGUGAAGGCACAUGAAAAGCAUUUUACAGCGCCAUUUAAAGUCGGGCGCAAGCGUGUGAAAGCACUUAGAGAGGCAAGAGGCGAGUUUUUCGUUUGCAUUAUCAUCACGUACAUUGCAUUUAUACGCUCAGUACAUCCGCAGAGUGGAGCCGAGAUCUCGCUUAGUUUUGUGCUACGGUGCAGCUACCAGCUGUGAAUGUAACAUUGUGGUAAAAGUUUGAGCCCAGCUCCCUUGCACUCUCGCUCUCUCUUACUCGAUUUCCCUUUGCCACGCUUUGUUUCGCUCUCUCUGUCUGUCUCUCUGCCCCACUCUGUGGGUUAACAAACACACAAAGCGAGUCUGUGUGGUGCAGUGUGUGCCACUAAACCACCCGCCAGCCCUACGGAAACAGCGCUAGCACGGCAACAGCGACGGCCCCACAGUAAAGCUGGACCGGAACGCGACGAUGAAGACUCGCCUGACGACGCUUACAUGGCGUGGAUCUGCCUCGGUCGAUCCCCGCUUUUCCGCCGCCAUGCUGCCGUGGUCCAUCGCCGACAUCAGAAACCACGAAAGUUAUGUAACGCUAUCGGUCGGUGUCGAGGACGGUGUGCUGGCAGCGUACAACACGGACUUUGAGCUACAGUUCGAGCACAAGCUACGAUACAUUCUCGGCUACUGCAGGGUGAUAGUGAAGCAGGAAAAGGGUAAAAAGAAUGCUGACUUUCUGAUGCCGAAAGCGACGAGCACCCGGCCACAGCCAAUUACGAUCGGCAAUGACAACGUGGCGGAAAUCUUUGGACCCGAGUUUGGGCUGGUGUAUCUGCUGAAGAACCCGCACGAUCCACUGCUGCACAUACACUUUUACGAGUGUGAAAAGUACGAACAGAUGGCCGAGCUGAUGCAGCAGAUGCGCGAUCCGGCCACGGUUGGCGGUGGCUCCGUUGGCAGCAUACCCCAGAGCAUUGUGUCGUCCAGCGCGAACGCAAACGAUCUGCAGAAGGCGCUCCGCAACCAGGGUAUCCAUUCGACGCCCGCCUCGAACCUGAAGCUGUCGGAACAGAUGCGCUACGCCCAGCACGACAGUAGCCCCACGCUAGCGUAUCAUCUGCAGCAGCACCAACAGCAACAGCACCAGCACUAUCAAUCAUACCCGCAGCAGUACCAGAACGGUGGCCCGAACCGGCUGGCCACGUCGAAAAGCUACUCCGGCGGGUUGAACCACUCGUCCGGCGGUGUGAACGGACCGACCGGCAGCGGCGGUAUCUCGUGCAGCCUCGCCUCCCUGCCGGACAUAUCCGCCAACAACUCGCAGUUCUUCGAGGUGCUGUACGUCGGCAAGAUCAAGGUGUCGCACAAGCGCGUCCCGUACACGUUCAUCGACGAGGCGCUGCCAAAGUUCAAGGCGUACGAUGCGGAAAAGCUGCGCCAGCAGCAGGAAGCAUCGCGAAAGCAAAAUUUACCGAUUAAUGCAGAAUCGGUAAGCAGCAGUACGGCGGAAGCCGCAACGACGCAGCGCUGCAAUGAGGCCGAGAAUAAGGGCACAGAGUCAACACCACCGGCGGCACCGGACGAUCCGCCCGAAGUCUUCCAGGGUCGUCGGGUCAGCCAUUUCGAUAUACCGACGAAGAAGAUCGAGAAUGGUACCGUGGGGGAAAGCAAUACGUCCGGCAUUGGUAAGCCAGCGGAAGAGCAAGCUAAAAUCGGUGAGAGCACUACCAACGAACAGCACCAGCAGCAACAGCAGCAACCGCAGGAACAGCCACAGUCAGCCACGACAGCAACAGUAGCAGCCCCAAAUACAGAGCGUGUCGUGGCCAGUAAUAAAGAAAACAAGUCAGCAUCACCGCAAGACGAGGAUGCACCGAUGCGUCGCGAUCGGUCCGCCUCGAUCGGAUCCAUACCGGUGGUCGAGCAGAACCGUACGAUGGUGUUCCUGAUCGGCCAGUCCGAUCUGCGCCUGAUCAGCCCCGACCGCAAGCAGGUGCUGCUGCACAAAGCUUUCCGCGACGUGGCCAGCUGCGUGCAUGGGCAGAAGAAUGCCGACCACUUCGGGAUCAUCUGUCGCGACGUGAACAACGACGGCUACAUCGGGUACGUGUUCAAGUGCCAGUCGGAACAGGUGGCGGACGAUAUCGUGACGGCGAUUUCGCUGGCCUUUACCGCCUGCUCGGAGCAGUCGCAAAAGCACAAGCCCGCGGCGCAGAUAUUUUCCUGCGAGCACUGUCCAAUGCUCUGGUACCAUAAGCUGUGCACCGACACCGAGGGUCUGAGUGACAAGAAGACGCAGAGCACGAUAUUCAAGCGCAUCGAGACAACGCUCACAGAGGACGAGCAGCGGUCGUUGAACGAGAAGUAUCACGGUGCGGAAGAGGCCGCCGGCAGCAGCCUGGGAGAGCAGAACCAAUUCCUGAUGAUGCUGCUGCGAGCUCACUGCGAGUCGAAGCAGCAGCGCCACGUGCACGAUACGGUCGAGCAUCGGACGGAGUUUUUGAACCAAUAUCUGGGCGGGAGUGGAAUCUUCAUGAAGGCAAAGCGAUCGCUCACCAGCUCGUUCGAUCAUCUGCUGAAGCGGCGCACGAGCCGGGACGACUAUGUGGCAGGUAGUCUGAAGGACUCCAACUCGGCCGGUGAGCUGAAGGAGGGCAAUUUUGAACCAGUUACGCGUGCCCGAUCAUCUACGAUCGGAUCUAGCCCGGGAAUGGGACGCAAAAACUCAGACCUGGGCAAUGGAACCGCUCCACCGCUCAAGUCACCCAUGAUGGAUAUCUUCAUCAAGGUGGGCAACAGCCCGCGAGAUCAGGGCCAUGCCGGAUCCUGGCGACAGGCGAUGCUACACCGCGUGGUAACACCAUCGAAGAACAUGCGCAACGGCCCGGACGAGUACAUGUCGCCGUUGCGCGCCGUCGGUGGUGCACCGGCCAAGAAGCGUACCCGGGAAGAGCUGCGCGAGCUUUGGCGUGUGGGCAUCAAGCAAACCAUCAUACUGAGCCGCAUGGAAAAGGAGAACGCCCAUCUGCAGGCACGCCAGAACGAAAUUAAAUCGAACGAGAUGCGGCGCGUAAAGCUGGAGUACGACGAGAUUACGGUGUGCGACAAGCGUUCGGCCGAGCAGUGGGAUACACUGCUGGACAGUGGCACUGCUGCGGGGACGGCAACACCCACCAACCAGGCCGUGCUGUAUCAGGCGAUGCGAAACGGCGUGCCACGGUCUCGGCGGGGCGAAAUCUGGAUGUAUCUGGCGGAGCAGCACGGACUCCACCAUCCGGAUCCAAUCGAUACGACCAACUUCCCGAACUUUAACACACCGUACCACGUGUUGCUGAAGAGUCUGACCGAGCACCAGCACGCAAUCUUCAUCGAUUUAGGACGCACAUUCCCGGAUCAUAAGUAUUACAAGGAUGCACUGGGCGUGGGACAACUGUCGCUGUUUAAUCUGCUGAAGGCAUAUUCCAUUCUCGAUCCGGAGCUGGGCUACUGUCAAGGGCUAGGCUUCAUCUGUGCUGUCCUGUUGCUGCACCUCGAAGAAGCCGAUGCGUUUGAACUGCUCAAGCAUCUCAUGUUCCGGCGGCAGCUGCGUGCCAAAUAUCUGCCAGACAUGAGGCAAUUCCAGCUGCAGCUCUACCAGCUGGAGCGCCUACUGAAGGACCACAUACCGGAGCUGUUCCAGUGGUUCAAUCAGCACGACAUUUCGCCCACGCUGUACGCGGCGCCGUGGAUACUGACGGUGUUUAGCUCACACUUUCCGCUCGGCUUUGUCGUGCGCGUGUUCGAUCUGAUCUUUCUCGACUCGUUCGACGUGUUCUUCCGGUGCGCGAUCGCGCUGCUGGAGGUGCACAAGGAGGAGCUGCUGCAGCGCGACAACUUCGAGGACAUCAUGAGCUACCUGAAGACCGUCAUCCCGAAGAUCGAUGCCGACGUGAUGGAGAAGGUUUUUCGGAAUGUGUUCCGGUCAGAUUUCUCGCGUCAGCUGAUCGUAUCCCAGGUCGAAUAUAAUGUGAUGCAGGAGGAGAUAACGUGCCAGAACCACUACCAGGAAAGCUACAACCGGCUGAAGGAGGAGCACCAGCAGCUCGACACACAGCUCCAGUACGCACAGUCCAACCUGCUGCAGCUCGAGAAGACGCGUCUGGUGCAGCAGGACCAGAUCCAGUCGCUCCAGACGCAGGUCCAAACGCUGGAAAACACCGUCCACACGCUGGUGCGGUAUAUCGAGCAGUCGACGGAUGCGGUGCUACCGAGCGACGUGUGCCGCAUCGUGCAGCAGGUCCAGGACCUUCAGCUGCAGCAACACCAGCAGCAGCAGCAAAAGAAACGCUCGCCGAUCUUUGUCGAUCGCAAGAUCGGCAAGUCGAUCUCGUUCAAUAGCAAUCUGGGGCUGGCACUGAACGUGCUGGAAGAGGCGACCGAACCGGACGGACCCGGAACGCCGACGAAGAAAAAGCAACCAUACUUUCAGAACUCGUUUACCCAGAUCCGCCAACAGCGGGCCAGCCUGUGGCUGCACAAGCUGGACGAGUGUAACGCCAGCCCCGAGCACGGCAGUGCCGGAAGUGUAGCGAGCGGCAUGAGUUUACCCUCUUCUACCAGCCUGAAGGGAUUGGGAAGCAACAAUGACGACAGUGGCAUAGCGACACCGAUCAGCCCACAGCUGCACGCACCGUCCACCACACCGAUGGUGGCCGAAAGUCGACCCUUGGUACCGUCGUUCGAGAACCAUCCGCUGAGCAGCUGUGGUGACGUGGCCGUACAGUACAACGGUACGACACAGCUCAAGUCGCUUAAACCACGCUCCCAGUCGCGGCACGGUUCCGUCUCGCUGAUCGUCAGCGAAACGGCCACCGAACCGCGACCACAGGUCGCCACGGAUCGAAGUUAACAGCCUCGCGCGGCAAGCCCGAGCACGUGCCAGCACGUAGAAAAAGUGUAAUGAGAAGGACAAGGUAUUCGCUUCCCGUACGCGUACGCCUAUAAAACCCAUGCUAAAAAAACAACAAGAGGUGCAACGGAUGUGUUCAACAUCUACGUUCUUCCACCUUUCGGGGAUGUUGCUUGGACAACACCGCUAGCACUGUUUCGACUAUUUCGGCACAACGCGAACCAAAAACAAAAAACCUUAAUCAAUCUCACAAUAGUGAAUUACAACCAAAAAAAUCUCUGCCGGGACGGCUUACUCCCUGGAUGGAGAGCCUCUCCCGGGUUUGCGUCUAUUUAGCAUGCAAAUUCUCCUUCGUAAUUCAGUGUGUUGUGUCAAUGUUCGUUCUUUAUUGUGGGUGAGGGAAAAGUGGAAGGGUCUUGGAGAUUUGAAAAAUAUAUAAUUUCCUCCCUCUGCUUUCUAACAAACGACAUCACACCGCCACGCGGUUAACUGUCGCCUGCCGUUGUUUGCUCUUUCCCCGCAGGACGACAUGGACGCUGUCGCCAUCUAGCGGAGAGUAGCAAUACUGUUUACAUUUAAACGCGGAGAAAGGACCUCUAACCAUUAUCAAUAUUGAUCACGCUUUUGCAAAAAGAGAAAAUGAAAGAGAAAGAGAAAGCAAAAAGAACAAAAAAAAACACUACAAAACUCAGCAACCAAACCCAACGCCAGCAAAAUGCUUCGUACAAUUUGUGAGUGUGAAACAGUAGUUUGUAGCUGAAUUUCUAGUGCAGCUUUUAUAACAAGCUACCCGAUUGUUAUUAUUUUUCAAUCAUGCUAUACUUUUUCGCUAGAGCUACUAGCAGCUAUAGUAUUCAACAUUGGUACAUUGGGAUGGUAAGCUGCCGGUGGAGAAGCAUCUAUGUACUUAAGAAAAGGGUUCGCGCAGUCGCGAAUGGAAAGAGCUCACCGAAUAUAGGCGGAAACGCGAUUAGAUCGCACGCAAAGCAGUUUAGCAGAUCAGCAACAGUAGUAGUGAUUGUUGUUUAUAUUUUGAUAAUCUGACUUUAAAUUGGCUUCUCCCGAGCACUUCCGAGCAGGCUCCUUUAGUACGCUUUCUCGCUUAGUGACAGGCAGGAAAUCGAGGAAGGCAAUUAAUUAC
Molecule: messenger RNA, 6324 nt
Organism: Anopheles merus
Lineage: Eukaryota; Metazoa; Arthropoda; Insecta; Diptera; Culicidae
Gene: plx
Product: TBC1 domain family member 1
Exons: 11
Coding region: 771-5183 (1470 amino acids)
Source: RefSeq, a predicted model, not a curated record